This is a messenger RNA of Gadus macrocephalus (Pacific cod), 2551 nucleotides long. RefSeq lists its product as uncharacterized. Lineage: Eukaryota; Metazoa; Chordata; Actinopteri; Gadiformes; Gadidae. The coding region runs from base 803 to 2551 and encodes 582 amino acids. The transcript is spliced from 2 exons. The record is from RefSeq and is a predicted model, not a curated record.
AUGGGACCACCAAUGCUGUGUAAAAUGUCAAAAACAGCAGCAUAGAACGGAUGAAAGUACUUCUGGUUAUUCAUGAAACUUUUCUUUUAGCAGGUCGCCAUGGGUCAGAUGCCACAGUACAAAGCAUUUACCAUCAGUUACCGACAUCAUGGCCGUCAACUGGUUUAAGUAACUCCAUAUUUCACCUCAUGCCUUUCCCCAGUGGAGCAGUGUGACCACGGGCCAGCGGGGGGAGUGGGAAGGGUGGAAUCGUGCUGAAUCUUCCUGCAGCACGGAACAGCCAAACUUGCCUAGUGUGAGUGCGCCCUAAGCCUUAUUAGAUAACCUCUAACGACAUCUUUACUCUAUUCAUAAUUUUGAACUUGUGUUCAAAAUUACACACUCGUGUGUGCAUAGAUCAAGGCAGUCAGAAAAACAUUGUGUGAAGAGCAACCGCAUAGAGAAAUAAAUAAACAGUGUGAAAACAUUUGUUUUCGAGCUUCUUUUCGAAAAAUGUCUGUAAUUGUACACAUGUUGUUGGGUGGAAGAAAAUACUAACUCAUUGUCCUUGCUAGACAGGGUAACACCAGGGCUGCUCAGUUCUUUCUCAUUCAAGGUACAGCCUACGUCUUCAUUGUGGCUUUUACGUUGAUUGUGUUAGUCGUCAAAUGCGCUGUGACAUCACAUGUUUGAGCCAUAAGGCUCCCAUUGCUCCUGCAUUUGGAGGGACGGACUGAGACUGAGAAUCGCCAAAUCACUAACAAAGCACACUCUGUCACCCUUCGGAGAGAGAGCGAGAUAUCAAUUCGUCCGACUGGACAACAUGGGACAAGUCCAAGACAAACUGGAAGGGGUUGAAGGAUUAGAAGAAGCAUUGCCUGGAGCUGAAGGCCUGCCUACAGAGGCUGGCGGUGCGGUGGGAGGAAGAGGAGGCACGAGGGAGAAGGAGGUUUGCAGCACAAGACAAUAUUCAGGUAGAGCCAGCCUCCGGGGUUCGGACCAAAGCUCAGAGGAGGAGCCACCUGCACCUUCUAUUGAGCAAAAUGUACACUCCAGGAAACAUUGGGUGAGUCCUUUCAGUGCAUGCAAAGGGAGAGAGGGAGGAGACAACCAAGAAAGGGGAGGAGGAGAGGAGGGCGAAGUAAAGAAAGAGGGAGGCAGCACUUUUCCCUCUGUAACCCAGGAGUCAGACUGCAGCCAGAUGCCAAGGAGUAGGGCGAGGAGUGAGGAGCAGAGGCCCAGAAAGAACCGUCAGUUCAAUCAGUUCUAUCAAACCAAGAGCGGGGGAAUGAACGAGGAGGAGCCUCACACCGAGUCACAGAGAAAGAAGAUGGAAACAUCAUUAUUACAUGACGUGAACUGUGAUGGAGAAACUGUGGAAGAUCAUUGUGUAGAUGGAAGCUCUGAGUCCAAGAUCAGAAAAGGUGGGUUUUGCAAAGGAACUGAGAAUGUGGGUCAUAAAGCAGGGAAGAAGAGGUUGUUGCUGUUGGACCCCCAAGGUCAGAAUGAGACCCCAAGAGGAGAUGAGCAGCAUGAAGAACAUGGUAUCAAAGACAAUGAGCAGGAUUUCGCUCCCAUUGAUCAUGAAGAGGGGGAGACAUACCCAGGCAGAGCGUCGUAUUCAGGGGCCAGUCCGGCUCUGCCGCGCAGUGAGCCCAGCUCCAUCCUCGAGAAGCUGCUGAGUCGGAGCAGAAAGGAAGCGGCUCCGGGACUCUCCAAGAUCAAAGAAGUUGACUUAUUAGAAGAGAACAGCGUAGAGGCUCUCAACCAGACCAAUGUUUCAGAAGCCAUCAAAUUCAACAAUGCGGAACACAACGUCAAAAUAAAAGAUGUUGUAGUCCAAGGGGAAGUCGAGAUGAGAUCAAGCCUGGAUGUCCAAUGGGAUAGGACCUCACCAGAGGACAUUGAGCCAGGGGCUCCUGAGAGAAGCAGACCACAGGUAGUGGCUGGUGAUCUAGUAUUAAAAUCUCCACCUUUUUCUGAGUUGACCUCUAAGUCUUCAGAGGAACAGCAUGGUGGGCACAUGGUUGGCACCCAUAAGACACAUAAUACUCAUACCACUGGGCUUGACAUCGGAACAGGCCAGUAUCCCUAUGAUAACCCCACUUCUGAUGCCAUUAACGCGCAUAUGUCAGAUAAAGGUGGGGUUAGGAUGAGGCAGAAGAGUGAGAAUCAACAGACACCACACGAUGAAACUAAACAUGCUGCAAUGUCUGCCAGAGACGGUGAUGAUAGUGCUGUUGAGAGUGAUCGAUCUCAGGCUACUCCCAAAUCUAGGCCUGUUUCUGAACUCAUAAAGGAAACAAAUCAACUGCAUGAGAAAUUACAUCAUGAUCGGCCCAAGUCGGCUGAAACCAAGCCAGACGUGGCCUUGGAGCAAGCCUACUCUGUAAAGGUUGCCCAGAUGAAAGCAGCGUUCGACAUCGCUCAGAGAUCCCCUGAUAGAGGACUGGAGAGGAAGCCGUCUGUUCGGAAAGGUAAGAAAGACCAUUAUAAGACAAGUUGUAGUAAGAUACAUAUGAUAGAGUUUAGUUGUGAGAAUAAAAGAGCAGGGGAUGCUUUGUUCUAUUAA